AUGAAGGACUUUCAUGAAAAAUCAACUCAAAUUCGCUUCGGACCAAGUGCUAGUCCAUUACCAACUGAAGUAAUUCUACAUGGUGCAUCAGAUGUACUACAUACAAAUCAAUAUAAAGGCACAGGCCUAAUGGUUAGUAUAUCUAUGCCUGUUUAUAAUCGAACUAAAAAGUUACAAUUCUUGGGCCUUAUGGGUACAGAACUACCAAUCGAAUUAAUGAUGUAUGGAUUACCUCAAUCAAAACUCUAUCCAAUUGGUUACGCAUUCGUUGUUAAUACUAACGGUUAUUUAGUUUUUCAUCCUAGUUUGAUUCCUGAAUACCCUUGGUUAGAUGAUAGUCCGUACUUAGACUUUCUUGAUGCUGAAUUCAAUGUUUAUGGAUCAAAAACACUGAUUAGAAAGAAGUUGAUUGAUAAUGCUAGAGGUUCUGAACAAAUUAUCGAUUUCAUCAAAGUUUCAGAUAAUGUGCAUACUUAUGUUAAACCAAGGCUGUAUUCAUUUACAAGACUACCUAAUACAGAUUUUGGAGUUGCAUUUGUUAUGCCCACUGAUCACAGUUGUUUUUGA
This is a messenger RNA of Schistosoma mattheei, 567 nucleotides long. NCBI's taxonomy places the organism in Eukaryota, Metazoa, Platyhelminthes, Trematoda, Strigeidida, Schistosomatidae. The record is from the annotation of a GenBank genome assembly.